Messenger RNA from Colius striatus (speckled mousebird), 4203 nucleotides. RefSeq names its product WD repeat and FYVE domain containing 1 (gene WDFY1). Gene Ontology annotation, molecular function: protein binding; metal ion binding. The record is from RefSeq and is a predicted model, not a curated record. Lineage: Eukaryota; Metazoa; Chordata; Aves; Coliiformes; Coliidae. The coding region runs from base 88 to 1320 and encodes 410 amino acids. The transcript has 12 exons.
GCGGCGCCGCUACACGCAGCGUUACGGCGGCCGCCGGGCGCGCUCCGCGCCGUCAGCCGAUGGGCGCCGCGCCGGUCCCGCGGCAACAUGGCGGCCGAGAUCCACUCGCGGCCGCAGAGCAGCCGGCCCGUUCUCCUCAGCAAGGUCGAGGGGCACCAGGACGUGGUGAGCGCCGCGCUUCUCAUCCCCAAGGAGGACGGGGUUAUCACGGCCAGCGAGGACAGGACAAUACGAGUAUGGCUCAAGAGAGACAGUGGACAAUACUGGCCCAGCAUCUAUCACACCAUGUCAUCGCCAUGUUCAGCCAUGGCUUAUCAUCAUGACAGCAGACGAAUAUUUGUCGGCCAGGAUAAUGGAGCUAUCAUGGAGUUUCAUAUUUCAGAGGACUUUAAUAAGAUGAACUUUGUGAAGACCUAUCCAGCUCAUCAGAAUCGAGUGUCUGCUAUUACUUUCUGCCUGACAUCAGAGUGGGUAAUCAGCACUGGUCAUGACAAGUGUAUCAGCUGGAUGUGCACCAGGAGUGGGAGUAUGCUGGGGAGACAUUAUUUCACCUCUUGGGCUUCCUGUCUACAAUAUGAUCAUGAGACUCAGCAUGCAUUUGUGGGUGAUUAUUCUGGACAGAUCACUCUCCUGAAGCUUGAACAGAAUACAUGCUCAGUUAUCACAACACUCAAAGGGCAUGAAGGAAGUAUUACUUCCCUGUGGUGGGAUCCUGUUCAACGAUUGCUCUUCUCAGGUGCCUCUGAUCACAGCAUUAUCAUGUGGGAUAUCGGUGGAAGGAAGGGGCGAACACUGCUUCUCCAGGGACAUCAUGACAAGGUGCAGGCUAUCUGUUACAUCCAGCUGACACGGCAGCUGGUAUCUUGUUCAGCUGAUGGAGGAAUUGCUGUUUGGAAUAUGGAUAUCAGCAGAGAAGAGGCUCCUCAAUGGCUAGAAAGUGAUUCCUGCCAGAAGUGUGAACAACCUUUCUUCUGGAAUAUAAAACAGAUGUGGGACACAAAGACAAUAGGGCUGAGACAGCAUCAUUGCAGAAAAUGCGGGCAAGCAGUGUGUGGCAAGUGCAGCACCAAACGGUCAAGUUACCCAAUCAUGGGAUUUGAGUUCCAGGUCCGUGUCUGUGAUUCCUGCUUUGAGUCCAUCAAGGAUGAAGACCGUACUUCCCUGGCAACCUUUCAUGAAGGAAAACACAACAUUUCACACAUGUCCAUGGACAUCUCCAGAGGGCUCAUGGUGACUUGUGGGAGUGACCGGAUUGUGAAGAUCUGGGACAUGACACCAGUAGUUGGUUGCAGCAUUGCAACUGGCUUCUCUUCACGCUGAUCUCAUACCUGACAGGUUCUUGCACCUUAUGUACAGCAAUACGCACCAAACGAACGGAAUCCGUCUUAUGAAUAUUACCACAGACACUGGUUGCUUGAUUCUUCUCCUGCUGCUGUUCCAGGAUGGACAGUCACCUUGGCAGAGCACAGCUUUUCUGCUGGGCUAACCGGGCACCUCCUCGGUGCAGACAUGUGGUUUCGCAGCCUCUGGGACUAACGUAAAGUGGCUUCCCUGCAAUAGGACACCUUGGCAAAAGGACCCCUCGUUUCUGGGUUUACAUAUGUAGUGUUAACUAUGUGCUAUCUCUGCUGAUGUAUCUUGUCCAGAUACUUUGUUGCUAAAAUGUUCUCUCAGAGUAAAACCAGUGUAGUAAAUUCAAUUUGUGCAAAUAGUAAAAUAACUUAUUUUCUCUUCCAAAAAGCAGUUCUGUAGAAAUACUUUUGAGCAGUCACUGUCUAAACUGCCUCCAAAAGCUAUGUUGGUUAUUCCUAUGGAAGGAGGAGACAUUUCAAAGUAGCAGGUCGCUUCUUUCAGAUGAGAUAGUAAGAGAACCUUUGAUCACACAAGAUUUCCUUUAUUGGCUUUCUUGUAGUGUUUGUCUUCAAGUUCAGUUAUUAGUGAAGUCACUUCUGUGGGACAGCUGUUCUGUUUAGGUAGCUGGUGAGUCUUUGAAAAAUUCUAGGCUCUUUAAAUAGUGUUUUAACAUAGCUAAUAAACUUCUAUAGCUCUUAAGAAAAUGUGCAGCCCAGCUACUCUACUUUAGAGACAGGCUGUAGGUAUUCAUAAAACACUGGCUGUACACCGGCAACUCUCUAAUGCUGUUAGAACAGGAAACUAAGCAAAUCUGCCUUCUUAAAUGUAAUGACUAAGAAAAAAUGACCACCUGAGUUUUAGGGACUUCUUCCCGUGGAAAGGCUGGUAUUUCUUUAAUGGUAGGGAACCUGUCUCUGCUGAAGUGCAGCACAAAUUCAAAUACUGCCUUGGAGUUGCUUAAACCAGAUAAAUACUGAGCAAUAAUUACUGAGGUACAAAACAGCUGCUUUUUUCUCCUGCACCUAGGUUUGUUAAUCCUGAGAUAGCUCCUCAGGAUAGUUCCUGUCCUGUUUUAAAGCUGAGAAGUACGAAGAAGAGCUGGGAGGUUUUUAUGACUGCAAGUGGCACAUACGGGGAAAUAACUAGUGAGAUACUGUCAAUAGAUCAGUCUGACGGUUGUGUGAAUUUCCUACAUUUGAACACUGUAAGGAGAACUUAUUUUGAAACUUUGAAAGCUAAGGUAAUAUGUCAGAGAUUAAGCUUGGAGCUGUUUGGAUUUUUCUGGAAACAGAUGCAUAUGUGUGAGGACAAAAAAAAAGUGGAUAGGUCAGCUGGCCCAGAAUAGGUGAUGUUGCACAACUGUUAAAGGUAAUAGGCUCUUCCUGACAGAAGACUUAAGGGUUAGACUGUCUUUAUUUACAGCAACAAUCAAAUGGUGCUAUGAGUGUUAGUGAAUUCAAGUCCUAGGUAUGUAACUUGACACUAAUAAUCCACACUGGACCAUGCUGUAGGCUGAAACAGAUGAAGAAUAUGGUAUUGUUAAUAUGUCAUGAUUCACUUGCAUUUUAAGCCAAAAAGCUGAUAGUGUCCAAAGGGCAUUAGAAUCCAGACUAUGUCAGUUACUGUUAUUUUGGAUCUGGUUUUGUCUACCUUUCCAUGGGCCUUCUCUGGAAGUUUUGUGAAGAACCUUUAAUUUGCUGGGCUUACUGGGCCACUGGAAAAUAAACCAAUCCCCCUUUUGUGAGAAUCCCAAACCCAUCUUUCCUUCAGUUCAGGAUUUAGCACCUGUCACACUGAUUUGAUCCAUGCCUUGCUACACACUGUAGAGCUUAGGGGGUUUAUGAAGGCUUAUUUCUAAGCUAUUGAGAGAAAAUCAGCUUGUGCUAGAAAAAAAAGCUGUAGCUUUCUACUCUGAAGGCCUUCACCUUUGCAAAUUAGGAAGGAAACUGAAUGACUGUAGAGGUGAAUAAGCCCUCAUGGUGCUCUGCAUUCACUUUCAGAUUUCUUCCUAUCUGGCUGUGGAAGAGACUGGAAGCCUGUUUCCUUGCAGCAUGUAAGGCAGCACAUGAGUUACAUUGGUAGAACUGUUUAAUAUCCAACCCUGCUGGGUAAGGAGGAUGUAGGGUCAUGAGUUAAGCUGGGAGAUGGAUGGAGGUGUGGGAUGAAUAGCACAUUUUUCAACCAAACAUUGAGACUUACACCAAUGACACUGAGGUGUGACUCCUUUGCAGCUAGCACUCCUGAGCUUCAGCAUUUUUAGUUGUGAUUAGCCAACGUGGCCCCUGCGCAGUGUGCAGCUCCCUCCCCUUCCCUGUGAAUACUUCCUUUGCUUCUUCACGUUAGGUUUUGCCACUAGAUAAUAUAUUCUCUACUACAUAAUGUUAAACCUAAGGAAUCUAUUUUCUGUAAUUGAUAUACUUAAAGAUAGUGCCAGUUCAGAGAUAACAGGACAUUGUUAUUCAGAUAUAACAAGACAUGGCUGCUAAAUCAUUAGUCAUUUAAGUAUACUCUUGGUGUUGAAUGAGUAAUGCUUACAAACCACUAAAGAAAUAGUAAUUUUGUUUAUAAACAACUAUUUUGAAGGCACAUACUCUCUUGAAACUGAACAUACUUCAUCUGUGUCAGCUCAAGUGUGCAAUUACUAAGAAGGCAUUACUAAUCUCGCUUGUAUAACCACCUUCACUGGGGCAGGGAAGGGGAGCAAAGGCUACUAAUAUGUGCUCAUUCUUUACUAGUUGUAUUUCUGUACUCUGCAUAGUUAAGAGAUGCUAGAUAAAUCUGUCCCUCGCUCCUUCUUGUCUGUUUUUUAAAGUUUGACUACAUGUACAAUAAAAUAUUUCUUGAUAUUCA